AUGGCGCGUCCAAUCCUGUUGCUUCCUCUGCCUGCAUCGGCAUGGGAGCAGCCAUUAGAUCGUUCUUGAAUUAGUGCUGCUGCUACUGCGGUGGCGGCUGUUGGUGACGAUGAUCUUAUCUUCGUUCCCACCGGCUUUCCGGUGAUGCUGGGCUCAAGAAGAAUGGAGGCGGUAGCAGGAUGGACUGCUGGGAGCAGCAGGAGUAGCGGAGGCGGUUCUCUUCGCGAUGCUCAGGUCCCAUCAUCGGAGCGGCAGGAGCGAGUGCGCGCACUCUGCGCCUUCCUGGGAGCCCGUCUCGGGCCUUACGAACCGGCUCUGAGUGCCCUGCAGGCCACGCUAGUUUGGGAGAGGCCGGCGAGGAGCGCACUUGGCUGGGCUUUCGCCCACGCGGUCUUCGGGUUUUUUGCUCUGACAUCUCUGCAUCUGAUAUUCCUGAUUGCAUUCACCUUGAUACUAUUAUUAUGUUUAGAUCAGUGGAAGAACAACAUUUGGCCUGAAAUAAAAGUGCAACCUGGUGAAUUAGAUAAUGAAAGCUGGGGCUAUGUCCACCCUCAACUGCUGAGUGUGCCUGAACUGUGUCACUAUUUGGCAGAAGGAUGGGUCACAGGAGACAGCUUCUUGAGGAACCUGUUGGGCUUCAAAAGGCAAAAUCCGGGCAAGUUUUGCCUUCUUGCUUGUGGUGUCCUCACAUUCUUGGCGGUGUUGGGCCAGUACAUUCCAGGUGUCUGUCUUGCCUAUCUAACAAUGCUUUCCCUCCUACUGUGGCCACUUGCUGUUUACCACCAUCUGGGUCAACGCCUGUAUGCCAAACUGAAGCCAGCUCUGCAACAUUUGGACUUCAGUGUUCAUGGCUACAUGAUGUCUAAGCAUAAGGAAAAGCAAUUGCAACAUCAGAUGCGGAGGCAGCAUCCUGGUAAUGCUGAUGGGAGUGACAGUGAAGAAGAGCUUGCUGCCUUCUGUCCCAAGUUGGAUGAUGCAGUUGUUGCUAAGGAGCUGGCUAUCUCUGAUUCAGAGCACUCUGAUGCGGAAGUAUCCUAUACUGAGAAUGGGACAUUCAAUCUGUCAAGAGGCCAAACCCCCUUGACAGAGGGAUCUGAAGAUUUUGAUGCCCAGAGUGACCCUGAGGAAUCCUUUGCCCGAGAUCUCCCAGAUUUCCCUUCUAUCAACCCCGAGAUGACAGGCAUAGAUGAUGAGGAUGAUACCAGUAUAGGCAUCCCUAGCCUCGCUGCCCGAACACAGGAUCAGGAAGAUAAGCGGCUUUCUCACAACCAGGAGGGAGUGACCUCAGAGCUCCUCCUGGGUGAGCUGCCAUUGGCACAUAACCUCACAGAUGACUUAGCUGGCUUUGUAACCAGAGGCAUGAUCCAGCUUGCCUUGUCAGGAGCCUCCCAUUCAGGCUCCAUGCAUGGCAACAGGCAGCAGCAAAAGGCCAAGGCCUUGCUCCACACCUCCAGCUCAGAGCUGGACACAGAUGCUGAAGGGGAUGACUUUGAACUGCUGGAUCAGUCAGAAUUGAGUCAGAUGGAUCCUUCCAGUUCCCAUGCUCAAUAAAACAUUGUCUUCCUUCCCCUUUUGUGGAUCCUUUGUCUCAUGGCACAGAGAUGGAAAAGUCCUGCAAGAAUAAGAUAGUGUCCAACCAUUUGCUGCAUGAUCUAGCUGGGCAAAUUUGGAAGGUGGUGUGUUUCAGAACAAAUUCCUGCUGGGGCAAAAUCAGGCAAGAUUUUUGGCUUGCUGUGUGUUACACUCUUUGUUCAAAGGCAAAAUAUCCUAUUCUUGCAGCGGCAGUUGUCCUCCUUAAAGGAGCGUCCCCAACAGAGCUUAGUUCUUGUUUAAUGAAACAGAAGUUAGGGUGACAGGAAUUGUCUUUAAUUAAACGUUAGCUAAGAAGCCCGAUAAAAUCUUGUAGGGAUAGAGACAACUAUUGCAUCUUGUUCCUGGAUUAAGAUGUAAAUGCUUAAGUCCAAUAAAAUGUAUUUCUCAGCCUCUGGCAUCCUUGAGGUGUUAAAAAUUACCUGUAUCCCCAGUAAAUAUUUGCAUGGAAUGACCCCAGAUAUAAUGGCAAUAUUUUUAGUGUAUUAGAAUCUCUCUCUCUCAUUUUCACACGCGCACACACACACACACAUACACAUAUCACUAUUUUUUAAAAGAAAUUGCCUGUAAUGGGAGAAUACGCUCUACCCUAGCCCCAUGAAGGUUCAUGCAGAAGCAACAUGAAAGGAUUGGCCCCUAGUCCUCCUGUGACAGUCACCAAAGCAUAGAGCAAUAUGAGAGACAAGAAUAUACUUCCUUGGUUUUUUUUAAUCCCACACUGAAGUUGUGUGAUUCCUUUGGAAUGUCUUACAGGUAAUCUGAUGAGGGGCCUGUCAGUCUGUCCUGUCUAGCUGUUGGUAACUUGCCAACAAUUUCUGCAUCAUGGAUGUUGAGUGCUCUCAGACACCCUACUCUGAACACUGUACAGCUCCUAUAGAAAGCUAGUUCACUAUUAGAGAUGGAGGUAGUAGCAAAGUUAUGGCCUACUUCCCUAAGAUUUUCUAAAUGUGUCAUAAAAGAAUGGUUCACUGUUUAAGAAUAUUCCCUCAGAAUAUGCCUUUGAGAAUACAACAUGGGAGCAGUGUUGUACCUUUUGGGGGCAUCUCUGUGACCUUAGUAUAUUAUUAAUGCUUUGAUUAUUCAAAGCUAUUUAAAUCAAAUGGCUUAAUGACAGGUUUGGGGAUAUCUAUUUUAAUAUUUUGAUGAAACUUUCUGUGUUGCUGUGAAGAUGGUGCUGUGUUCCUCAAGAAUAAAACAUGUAGAAUUUGUAUCUGGAAGUAACUAAUAUUUGCUGCUGGGACUGUUCACAAUACCACAGCCAUCUGUUUUUCCUUGUUUGAGUAAAACCAGCAUGAAGUGUUUUAAUUGCUGCAUGAUCUUAACCAAGAUUUCACACCUGCAAAGAAUUGAGGCCUUCAUAGGACUGCACAUACUGUGAGGAGUUUAUGUUUGUGCUAUAGCUAGUAAGUUCAUGAUUCUGGUGCUUCAUAUCUUCCUACACAGAACUCCAAAUUAAUUUUUUCUGCAAAACUAUUGGAAAUUUGUAAUCUAGGAGUAAUUCUGCUUGGUAUAAAGCCAUCUUGGUGACCCUUUGUGGACAGAACAGAGACUUGACUAAAUGCUGUGGUUUUACAUCUUUAGGUAGCUUACAACAUCCUAAAGUUUUAUUUAGGUACUAUCCAACUUCUUAUAGAAAUUUGUGAAUCUGCUGAACUGAAUCAUCUUGAAUGCCUGUAUAUACAAUUAGAGAGCUUUACUUGACUUCCAACUCAGUGUUGGAACUCUGAGUAAUCUUUCAGUCUUCGAAGUUUCCUGAGUUUGCAUUUGAAGACAUUUUAUGGCACACUGCCUAUUGUUCUUGGCCAAGCAGUAAUGUGAUGUAGAUGCUUAUGUGUAAUAGCCCAUUCUUGCAGAAGAGACUCAGGAAGGUGAAGCUUUAUAAAUUUGAAGCAGCUUGGUUUUGGUAGCAUUUGUGUGGCAAUAUCAUGGUAUUUAACUGCCUUUUCUAGUGGCAGCCAAUAUUUAACUGCCUUUUCAGCCAAUAUUGUGGAUGUUUAUAGAGUAAUUUGUCAUGUUGCAGAAUUUUUAAAAAUAAGAUGUUAACUUUUGAGGCAAGAAACUUUAUUUCAUUAGAAUUUGUUUUAUGUGGAUAAGAACACGAUUUCACUAAACUUUUGUGUAACAAGACAGCCAACCACAGCCUUUUUGCCCUUACUGGUGCAAAAUAAAGAAUUCAAGACA
Messenger RNA from Varanus komodoensis (Komodo dragon), 3771 nucleotides. It is a transcript of the gene RETREG3, whose product is annotated as reticulophagy regulator family member 3. The record is from RefSeq and is a predicted model, not a curated record. Gene Ontology annotation, biological process: reticulophagy. The coding region runs from base 145 to 1551 and encodes 468 amino acids. Lineage: Eukaryota; Metazoa; Chordata; Lepidosauria; Squamata; Varanidae. The transcript has 9 exons.